GAAGAAGACGACGAAGACAACCCGGAAGCAUACGCAAAAGUUAAGCGAGAAGCGGAGCCACAUCAAGAUGGAGCCCACCACGGAGAUUUUUGUUUGCGGGCCGUUCGGUUCGCGCUUUUCCGCUUGUGUUUUUCCGCAAGGUUCGUCGGUGCGAGAUGUUGUGGAGCGGUUCGUCCAACAAUGGGCGCCGGUGUCGUCGCUGGACUUUUACGUCAGCAGAGACGGCGGCGUGACCCGCCCGGACGAGCACCUGCGGGCCGGCGCCGUCUAUCGGCUGGCGCCGCGCCUCCCGGGGGGCAAGGGGGGCUUCGGCUCCAUGCUGCGAGCGCUCGGCGCGCAGAUCGAGAAGACGACCAAUCGCGAGGCCUGCCGGGACCUGAGCGGACGUCGCCUGCGAGACGUCAACCACGAGAAAGAGAUGGGCGAGUGGCUGAAGCGGCAAGCGGAUCGCGAGGCCGACAAGGAGCGGCGGCGCGCCGAGCGUCUGGAGAGGAAAAUGGCCGAGCCCAAGCAUCAGUUCAGCGACCCCGCCUACCAGCGCCAGUGUCACAGCCUGGCUGAGCGGCUGGAGGACUCCGUGCUCAAAGGUCUGCAGGCGGCGUCGGGUUCGCAGGCGGCGGCGGCCUCCAAGCGGCCCGGUCCCGCUCGCCGCCAGCCGCCGCUCAAGAAGAAGAAGACGACGGCGGGGGCGUGUUCCUGGACCGGCUUGGAGGAUAUGAGCUCGGAGGAUGAGGACGACGAAGACGAGCCCUCGCGGGGGGAGACGGCGUCCUCGGGGGAGGAGAGGGGCGUGGCGGCCCCCUGCUCACCCGCCCCACUGCGCGCAGAAGCGGGCGAGGAAGCGGGCGAGAAAGUGGGCGAGAAAGCGGGCGAGGCGGCGUCGGCCUCCGUCUGAAUGGCGCACGGCAACCCGCGCUGUGAAAGCUGAGCCGGCGAGAUUGCGGCUUUUCGCACUCUUUUUGGACUGCUGUCUUUUUUUCUUUUUUUUUUUUCUUCAAAUGGGCGUGGGGGGGGGCGUGUGGGCGGCCCUCAGAAUCCGGGGUCCCAGGCGCUGACCUGCGGCGCCUCCACCUCCCGGAAGCACUGGACCAGGUCGCCAGGCAGGAAGGUCACGUCGCCGUCGGCCGACAGGCCGCACUCGCUGCCCGCCCCUGCGGUGCUCACGUCCUCCUUGUGGUGCUUCAGCGCCAGCAGGCCUCCUGAAAGCAAGCAAGCGAGGGGGGGGGGCAGGGCAAAGACUCGCUCAACAAGGCUCCCCCGCCAUCGACACAAACGCAGCCAAUAAAAAAAGCUCGCCGGCUCA
Molecule: messenger RNA, 1303 nt
Organism: Hippocampus zosterae (dwarf seahorse)
Lineage: Eukaryota; Metazoa; Chordata; Actinopteri; Syngnathiformes; Syngnathidae
Gene: sde2
Product: SDE2 telomere maintenance homolog (S. pombe)
Exons: 7
Coding region: 68-895 (275 amino acids)
Cellular component (GO): nucleus
Source: RefSeq, a predicted model, not a curated record